This is a messenger RNA of Aspergillus puulaauensis, 1533 nucleotides long. RefSeq lists its product as uncharacterized. NCBI's taxonomy places the organism in Eukaryota, Fungi, Ascomycota, Eurotiomycetes, Eurotiales, Aspergillaceae. Bases 1 to 1533 code for a protein of 510 amino acids. The record is from RefSeq and is a predicted model, not a curated record. The transcript has 6 exons. Gene Ontology annotation, biological process: transmembrane transport; allantoate transport; dipeptide transport. Gene Ontology annotation, molecular function: dipeptide transmembrane transporter activity; allantoate transmembrane transporter activity. Gene Ontology annotation, cellular component: plasma membrane.
AUGCAUAUUGAACAACUGAAUUCUGCGGGCGGUCCCCAACGCAUUGAUGAGGUCGAAGAGGCUAAAGAGACGACGCUCAUUGAGGCACACGCAAAUACGGUCGGAUAUAAAGAGUAUCGUGAAGGUCUGGGGAUUUCCAUCUCUAAGAAGGAGAAUUCUCGAGUCAGAUGGAAAAUCGAUCUCGUUGUUCUUCCAAUCUUUCUGAUCACCCAGGCCCUGCAAUUCAUGGACAAAACCGCCUUGAAUUAUGCAAACCUGUUGGGCUACCAAGAGACUCUUGGCCUUCAUGGCCAGCAAUUCAAUUAUCUAUCUGCGAUGGUAUAUGCCGGCUACUUCUUCGGACAAUAUCCCUGUGGGUGGCUAGUAGGCCGAUUUCCUGCCCAGCGAGUUCUUGGUCUAAGUUGUUUCAUUUGGGGAUUGAUGGUUAUCAUCAUGACUCAAUGCCACACCUUUUCGAGUGCACUUGCGGUCCGUUUCAUUAUGGGAUUGUUCGAAGCGGCAGUUACGCCAGGGCUGACUCUGAUGACCGGCUUCUGGUAUACCCGACAAGAGAUUCCACUCCGUCAGUGCAUUUGGUACUCUGCAUUAGGAUGGGGUGGCAUUGUCGGCUCCUAUAUUUGUUUUGGAAUCACAAAGCUGCCAGUUGAUUUCAAGCCAGAACGCUGGGAGCUAUUAUUCUAUAUCCUCGGAUCAGCAACGUGCCUCUGGGCAGCUGUCAUUGUAUUCGUUCUUCCUGAUGCACCCUCAAGCGCGUUUUUCUUAUCGAAGACUGAGCGCGUCAUUGGGAUCAAAAGAGUUGCAGGUAAUGAGACAGGUGUCAAGACAAAGACAUUCAACACCAAACAAGCAAUAGUCGCAUUGUCCGAUCCUAAAGCUAUCCUGCUUUUUGUCUCGGUUUUUGCAGCAGCGAUUCCGAAUGGUGUCGUCAACUCUUUUUCCACAAUCAUUAUCGAGGACAUGGGGUUCUCGAAAACCAAGACUACAGAGCUGAAGUCAGUCGGAGACGCAGUUGUCAUUAUCGCACUGGUUAUUGGCGGUACAGUAACACUGAAUAUACCAAACAGCAGAUUGCUUACUUCGACUGCGGCUAAUAUCCUGUGCACUGUUACUGCCGCAUGUAUGGCAUACUUACCACGCGAGCAGAAAUGGCAGAGACUGGCUUGCUUCUGGCUUGUUAAUGCACAGUCGGUAGGAUUUACAAUCUCACUUGUCACAAUAUCCUCAAAUAUGGCUGGUUACACCCACCGUGCUAUGGCGAAUGCGCUUGUUUUCACUGCGUAUUGCUGGGGCAACUUUGCUGGGCCCUUUGUGGUUAAGCCCUCUGAAGCUCCCGAGUACAAAGGUGCUACAAUUGGUCUUCUUGUUGGAUACGCAAUUAAGGCGGGCUGUCACAUAUGUCUAUUUCUUUACAUGCUUAUUGUCAACCGGCACCGAGACUCUGUCUAUGGGCCGGCGGAUAAGGCUCGGAGUGAUGAAGCUGGCAUGCAGGAUUACACCGAGUUCGAGAACAAGGAUUUUCGUUAUGUGCUAUAA